CUUUUACUCGAGCAUUUGUUGAUAAAAUCAGCUUUUUAUGUUCCGAUAUUAUUUCUUCUUGGGACGCUUCAGCAGUAUUCUUGAUCAGUGAUAAGAUAAGGAAAGCUCCGUAAUGGAAUUCUUGGAAGAGGAGGAACCUGUGUUUGCUUUGGAACGUUUAUCAUCUGUUCCAACUCCAGAACCCAUAGAAGUCUGUAAAUGUCUCUUAUCGGCGGAAUCGUCUGAAGAAGAAGUUAUUUCAGAGCGCAAGAAAUUCGUUUUAUCAAUAGUCUCCCGUACAGAAAAUUAUUUGCGAGAGCAUCGUAUUCCUGAACUUAUCAGAUUCAUCCUUACCAAAAUAAUAGCCACUCAAAGUAAAAGUAAAGGCUCCAUGAAUAUAGCAGAUUACAUCGUGCAACUUUUGGAUGAAUGUAUGUUAUUUCGGGCCGGUCUCAGUGCUGCUCCGGUAUUAUUUGAGGAAAGACAUCUAAAGGCUGUUAUCAAAAGUUUUGAUCCGAACGAUAGAGGAUGGCUUAGUGCUGGACAAGUUCGCAGAGCGUUUAUGACUCUGGGCCUUUCUCUAGAAGAUUUAAAAUUAGACGAAAAGAUUCCUACCGAUAUAGUUUUGAAACUAUUAGAAACAGUGCAGGAGCAAGAGCUACACAAUUUACUGGUUGCAGGAAUUCCAUAGCAAGACAAUAUAUUGGCGAAACAAUCGUCUAUUUCUUAUUUGGUUUGUAAGAUGUAGGUAUAUACAAUUUACUACUUAUAUAGAUUACUAAUUUUAAACAAUUCUUACUUAGCCUAUUAUUGUUCUUAUUUAUAGUUUU
Molecule: messenger RNA, 809 nt
Organism: Helicoverpa zea (corn earworm)
Lineage: Eukaryota; Metazoa; Arthropoda; Insecta; Lepidoptera; Noctuidae
Exons: 3
Coding region: 113-670 (185 amino acids)
Molecular function (GO): calcium ion binding
Source: RefSeq, a predicted model, not a curated record